Molecule: messenger RNA, 1206 nt
Organism: Megachile rotundata (alfalfa leafcutting bee)
Lineage: Eukaryota; Metazoa; Arthropoda; Insecta; Hymenoptera; Megachilidae
Gene: Svip
Product: small VCP interacting protein
Biological process (GO): positive regulation of autophagy; negative regulation of VCP-NPL4-UFD1 AAA ATPase complex assembly; negative regulation of ERAD pathway
Cellular component (GO): endoplasmic reticulum membrane
Source: RefSeq, a predicted model, not a curated record
CAGAAAAGUAAUGUGUUCUGUAGCUCCUAUUAUUAACUUCAACGGACGUUUCUACAAACCACCGAGUGUUUUGUGAUAACACGGUUUUUAAAGAAAUUGUGUUUAUCGAUAAUUACAUGUACGGCGAAGGAAUCCCAGAACUAGUUUGGCCACUCUGUGUAUUCUAUUUACUUAAAUACACACGUAAUUGCAUAUCAAAUUUAUUGAUUAAAAAUAUAGCAUUUGCGAGUAUCGUUGCCUAUUGCGUACCAAAAAAAGCUAUUUUAAUAUUUAUAGUUUUAAUUCUGUACGUGUAAUAGAAGUGUAUUAUAUGCAGAAUGGGAAAUCUGUGCAUGUCUUGCUGUAAACCAUCAGUUUCAUGCGAGGAUUUAACACCAGACUUGGAAGUGAGAAGAAAGAAACAAAUGGAAGCUGCUGAAAGAAGAAUUGCUGAACAACAAAAUCGUGGUAUCAAAAAUAUUGAUGCUGUCAAAAGACAAGAAAGGUUAGACCAACAGCGGGAGAGACGAGUAGAAGAGGCUGGUAACAUGAAUGUGCAAAGCAAUUUAAAGUGGCAAAUGAGUUAAUUGAUGAUUUGAAUACAAACUGUACCUGUAAAUUUAUUACACGAGGCAUAUAAUUAUUAAUUAUACACAUGCUACACAGAAAAUACACAUCAAUUGAUAUUAUCUCUUGAGCAUAAUUGGAGACAGUACUAAUGCUGCAACGUUUGCAUUUUGUGGAAUUUAAAUAUUUAAAGGUUUAUACAUAAAUGUAUAGAUAUGUUUUUACACUAUGUUUUCUAUACUACUUUAACUAUUUAUACUGAUUGUAUUAAUAUUUUAUAUAAUGUAUAAAUGAGAGAAUGCUUGCAGUGCGGCUAUAUAUGUUAAAGAAAUGUAAAGAAAAUGAUUUUUGUUUAAAUAUUACAAGUAUUCUUUAUUAAGAUAUUGUUUGUUAUAUAUUUUAUUAAUAAGAAGUUGAAUUUUUAUGCUUUAAAUGUGAUCUUAUACCUGCAUCGGUAUAACAUCGUCAAGUAAAUCUCCUUAUAUUUUGAUUUGUUGCUCAUUUUAUAAUUGUUCAUAUUGUUAAAUGUAUUGAAAGAUAUAGUAUUGUUGAGUAACAAAAAAGUAUUUACAUGUAUUCAAUGAUGUAAUUGAAAGCAAAAAUCAUUCUUUUGCAAAAAUAACAAAACUGUAAAAAAGGCUAAUGAUAUCUGUAAUGUAU